Messenger RNA from Amborella trichopoda, 996 nucleotides. Its product is annotated as pentatricopeptide repeat-containing protein At5g27110. The record is from RefSeq and is a predicted model, not a curated record. Gene Ontology annotation, biological process: RNA modification. Gene Ontology annotation, molecular function: RNA binding; protein binding. Lineage: Eukaryota; Viridiplantae; Streptophyta; Magnoliopsida; Amborellales; Amborellaceae.
AUGGUAGCCAACAAACUCAUGGAUUUUUAUGCGAAAUGUGGUCGCCUCCUUCUUGCUCGCCGAUUGUUCAACAAAAUGAGGGAGAAAAACACGGUUUCAUGGACGACAUUGAUCUCUGCAUAUUAUCAGAGUGGCCAGCCUCACCGGGCUCUCAAAUUGUUCGAUGAGAUGAAGAGAGUCAAAGCCCUGCCUAAUGUUUUUACAUAUACUGUAGCUUUCAACGCGUGCUCUAAAGUGGGGGACUUGGAAAGGGGGCGAAAGCUCCAUAGAGAGUUAAUUGAGCAAGAACUGGAAUCGGAUGAGUUUAUUGGUUCAGCUUUGAUUGAUAUGUAUGGGAAAUGCAGAAGCAUUGAUGAUGCACUCAAAGUAUUCGAUGAAAUGAAAGAACCGAGCUUAGUGGCUUGCACGGCAAUGAUCGAUAGCUAUAAUCUCAAUGGCAAGGGAAAGGAAGCCAUGGCUCUGAUCAGGCGAAUUUUGAGCUCUGGAUUGAGUUUGGAAGCCAUUAAAGAGUUGGGUUUUUCUUGCAUGAUCAGAGCUUGUAGCCAUGAGAUGGCUCUAAAGCAAGGCCAGGAAAUCCAUGCUCAAUUGAUCAAAACUGGGUUUGAUUCAGAUGUCCGAGUCUUGGAUUCCCUUAUUGAUAUGUAUAGAAAUUGUGGAAAAAUGGAUAUAGCUUUGUAUAUAUUUGAUGGGUUACUUGUGAGGAAUGUUAAUUUAUGGUGUAGAGUAAUAAUGGGAUGUGUUGAUAGCGGGUGGAGAGAGAAAGCACUGAGGCUUUUUGCUGAUAUGAUUUCUGAUGGGUUGGAGCCUAACCCAUCUUUGAUUAUAAGCGUUAUGAGGGCUUGUGAUUGUGUAGAGGAAGGGAAAGGGAUUCAUGGUCAAUCGAUCAAAUUAGGGUUAUUAAGAUCCAUGGAAGUUAACUUGAAUCCUGAAUUUGCUGAUAUGUAUAGACGAUUUAGCGCAAGCGGUGAAGCUCAGAAAUUGGAUGAAUCCCAUUAA